CUCUUUCUCUCUCUCCCUCUGUCGCGUACUUUCAUUUUCAUUUUCAUUUUCUCUGUCUUUUAACUCGAACCCUAGAAAAAAAAAAUACAGAGAGAAAGGAAGGGAAAUACUUUUACCUUUUCUUUUUUUUCUUUUCUCGGGAAACAAGCAGCAUCGAUUUUUCCCACUUCUAAAAGGAAAAUGCAACACCAGAGGCUAAAGCAGCAGCAACAAGCUUUGAUGCAACAAGCUCUUCUUCAACAACAGUCUCUUUAUCACCCUGGCCUUCUCGCUCCUCCUCAGAUUGAGCCAAUUCCCAGCGGAAAUCUGCCUCCUGGUUUUGAUCCUAGCACUUGCCGCAGUGUGUAUGUGGGAAAUAUUCACACACAGGUAACUGAACCACUUCUCCAAGAAGUAUUUGCAAGUACUGGUCCUGUUGAAAGCUGUAAGCUUAUUAGAAAGGAAAAGUCUUCCUAUGGAUUUAUUCACUACUUCGAUCGCCGAUCGGCUGCUCUUGCCAUAUUAUCUCUUAAUGGAAGGCAUCUAUUUGGGCAGCCUAUAAAAGUUAAUUGGGCAUAUGCUAGUGGUCAGCGGGAAGAUACAUCAGGUCACUACAACAUUUUUGUAGGAGAUCUUAGUCCGGAAGUUACUGAUGCAACACUUUUUGCCUGCUUUUCAGUUUAUCAUAGUUGUUCAGACGCAAGGGUUAUGUGGGAUCAGAAGACUGGCCGUUCAAGAGGUUUUGGGUUCGUUUCUUUCCGAAAUCAACAGGAUGCCCAAAGUGCGAUUAAUGACUUAACAGGGAAGUGGCUUGGGAGUAGACAGAUUCGUUGUAACUGGGCCACAAAAGGAGCUACCUCCAAUGAUGACAAACAAAGCUCUGAUGCCAAAAGUGUAGUGGAACUAACAAAUGGCUCAUCAGAAGAGGGAAAAGAGACAGCCAACAAUGAUGCUCCUGAAAACAAUCCUCAGUAUACAACUGUUUAUGUGGGAAAUCUUGCUCCAGAGGUUACACAGCUUGAUCUUCACCGCCACUUCCAUUCUCUUGGUGCUGGAGUUAUUGAGGAGGUUCGAGUCCAGCGGGAUAAAGGAUUCGGGUUUGUGAGAUUCAGUACUCAUGCUGAGGCAGCUCUAGCUAUUCAAAUGGGAAACACACAAUCAAUUCUUUAUGGCAAACAAAUAAAGUGCUCUUGGGGUAGCAAGCCCACUCCACCAGGGACAAGUUCAAACCCACUUCCCCCCCCUGCAGCUGCACCUUUGCCAGGCCUCUCGGCCACUGACCUUUUGACAUACGAGCGGCAACUAGCAAUGGGGAAGAUGGGCGGUGUUCAUGCCUUAAUGCACCCUCAGGGGCAGCAUCCUCUUAAACAAGCAGCCAUGGGAAUGGGUGCUGCUGGAGCAAGCCAGGCAAUAUAUGAUGGUGGGUUCCAGAAUGUUGCUGCUGCUCAGCAGCUCAUGUACUACCAGUAAUGACAAGAGUUAACUUCAUACCUUUAUUUCCUGCCUUUGCAGGUGUUAUUUGACUCGUAAAAUGAUUAGGAAGUUUUCUGUCUUUCUCUUUAUCCUGCGGUGAGGUUAUUUCCCGCAUAUUUACAUCAUAUGCUUGCCAUUUGUAUGGAUGUAUACAUAUUAUGUAUUUUCUUUUUUUUCUAUUUUCUAUCAUGUAGGGAUGAGUUGUUAUCUACAAAGUAGGGAUGAGUGGUUGUGGUGAGGAUGAGCUAUCUAGCAUGGACGAUAGAAACUUUUGAUAAUCUGUUGUAUGAGAAUCUUAUUAAGAGUUGUUUCGCUUGUAUGCUUGUUGAGGUA
Molecule: messenger RNA, 1785 nt
Organism: Ricinus communis (castor bean)
Lineage: Eukaryota; Viridiplantae; Streptophyta; Magnoliopsida; Malpighiales; Euphorbiaceae
Product: oligouridylate-binding protein 1B
Exons: 12
Coding region: 181-1449 (422 amino acids)
Molecular function (GO): mRNA binding
Source: RefSeq, a predicted model, not a curated record